Messenger RNA from Rhipicephalus microplus (southern cattle tick), 1472 nucleotides. RefSeq lists its product as uncharacterized. NCBI's taxonomy places the organism in Eukaryota, Metazoa, Arthropoda, Arachnida, Ixodida, Ixodidae. The record is from RefSeq and is a predicted model, not a curated record.
AGAGCAAGUCACAGCAUUAUCUCAAAUUGCAGACGAAAAAAAAAAGGAAAGUAAAGCGUGCGAGAAGCGGUGAAGUGGCAGAGGCGGCCCGUGCUGAUAGCGUGAAUAUACGACGGCAGCUCUGUUGCGCGAGCUCCGUUCGUCGAGUGCGCCCAGACAAGGUGUUGCUCCGACGUCGUACGAGGCUGCAUGUACUACGCGAUUUCGAGACGCAUAGUUGCCAGCCGUCAUCGCAAGCACCACGGUUUCGUGGCGACGGUUAUAGUUGAAUAUCGCAGCGUGUCGGUUGGGAUGCUCGCACAAGUGUAUGAAUCGCUGUCGCCCGGUCGGUGCUUACGGUCGUUAGAGUUCCGUGUAUGAGUGUUUGUCCAGUCUAGGUGGAAGUGAUGCAAAGGAAAUGGAUUUCAGAAGGUAUUACGAAAGAUGGCGAUCUCGAUGACUGCGCCGGGGCGGCCUCGCCUGCCUUCGAGAGGCCCGCGUUUCAAAGGCAGACGUCUGAGGUCAUCUCCGCCAUCGACGAACCGACGGAAAACAUCAAUCUGAGCUGGAACGCACCCGAGUUCUACAAGAGGUUGAAACGCUUUCGGCGGACUCAGCUUGAAUAUGACACUUGGAACCCUAACCGCUGGGCCAGCUGUCCCGAGGUGGUCAACCCUUCCCCGCGGACUCUGUCCCCCGCCAAUCCUGGCGUUCGCUUCUACGUCGGAACAAGCCCUUCGGGUCAGAGCAUCAGCGACGAAGACGAGGAGGAACGGUACAAGACGUACCUCUACUACCUGCUGAGCACCACGCGGAGCGCGAGCUCGGAGAUCCGCUUCCUGGACCUCUUCCAGGAGGCGCAGGACAACAUCCGCGCCUUACCACGGCAAGAGAGCAGCUCGACGUUAGACGUCGUGCUCUCCUCGCGACAGCAGCUGUCCUACUCGCCUUCUGAACUCCGUGGGCCAGCGGGCGUCCUGGUCUUCCGGUGGCGGCGAUGAGUGUUCAACCGAAAACGGCUGGUGCUUUACGCCCAGGAAGACAUCGGGGCCGGAAAAGCGUUGGCUCUCGGGCACCAGCACCACGCUUACUCACAACCGGUCAGCCCCGAAGGAUCGCGCGUCAGCGUGGCCACGAUCAGCGCGUCAGUUAGCGAGAAGAUGACGCUGCCCAGGAGGCUUAACAACGAUGCGCGCGACGCCCGCAACGGCCGCGUGUGGUGCCGUGCCUACGACAACCCGUGCUUCGACUCGACGGGCAGCCCGAAGUCUUCGUUCCAGGACAAAACUGUCUGCGCCAGUGUUGGUAACGGUGAUACCCGCGUGGUGGCGCAGCAGCCGGCAACCGUACCGCCUUCCGACGUGCUGUUUCACCAAGACCACAAGUGCAGUGUGUUCGACGUGCGAAGGCUCAACGCUAUUCUUCGUUACGUGUUCUGCUGCGACUGCUGCGUGUGGGACGCGAGCCACGCUCGUCGAGCGACGGAGUCGUAG